AUGGAUUCCAUGAGGCGGAGUUCCGUGGGGCUUCUCAUAGGGCUCCUGCUAAUUCGGUUCAAUUGGUGCUCGGUGGUGGGCGGCGAAGGCGCGGGCGAAGUAGGCGUGGCGUUCCCGGUGGUGGUGAGCACCUGGCCGUUCCGGGAGGCGGUCAGAGCGGCCUGGAGGGUGGUUUCGGCCAGUGAAGGAGGUGGUUCGGCCAUCGAUGCUGUCGUCGCUGGCUGCUCCGCUUGCGAGGAGCUCCGCUGCGAUGGUACAGUUGGUCCAGGUGGAAGUCCAGAUGAGAACGGUGAAACUACCUUAGAUGCUCUUGUCAUGAAUGGGGCAACAAUGGAAAUUGGAGCUGUGGCAGCCAUGAGAUAUGUGAAGGAUGGAAUCAAGGCAGCAAAGUUGGUCUUGGAGCACAGCGAGCAUACUCUGCUUGUUGGAGAGAAAGCAACAGCAUUUGCAAUUUCAAUGGGUCUUCCAGGACCAACUAACCUCAGUUCAUCAGCGUCAAUUGAGAAAUGGGAAAAGUGGAGACAGAACUACUGCCAACCAAACUUCUGGAAAAAUGUUGUUCCUGUCGGUAAGUGUGGUCCAUACCAUCCUAUCAAUCUAUCCUCAGUUGAAGUUGAGGACUCUGUAAAGAAUGGGGUAGAGGGGAGUCAAGGUGGUCUCUGCCAGGGGUAUUAUGAAAGUGAUAAUUUUCUGGAGCCAAUAAAAUCUCAUUUGAAGAUUGUUAAUCGCCACAACCAUGACACAAUCUCUAUGGCCGUGAUUGACAAGAUGGGCCAUAUAGCAGUUGGGACAUCAACCAAUGGUGCUACAUUUAAAAUUCCAGGAAGGGUAGGCGAUGGCCCAAUACCAGGAUCUUCUUCAUAUGGUGAUGAUGAAGUUGGGGCUUGUGGAGCAACUGGUGACGGUGAUAUUAUGAUGCGCUUCCUUCCAUGCUAUCAAGUGGUAGAGAGCAUGCGACAAGGGAUGGAUCCUCGAGACGCUGCCAAAGAUGCUAUAUCGAGAAUUGCCCGCAAAUAUCCGGAUUUCAUCGGUGCUGUAUUUGCAGUCAACAAGGAAGGAGUGCACGCCGGGGCAUGCCAUGGAUGGACAUUCCAAUACUCUGUACGGAAUUCCAGCAUGCAGGAUGUGAAGGUCAUUACAGUAUAUCCUUAG
Messenger RNA from Miscanthus lutarioriparius, 1152 nucleotides. The record is from the annotation of a GenBank genome assembly. NCBI's taxonomy places the organism in Eukaryota, Viridiplantae, Streptophyta, Magnoliopsida, Poales, Poaceae.